Messenger RNA from Malaya genurostris, 3106 nucleotides. Its product is annotated as elongation factor 1-alpha 2. Gene Ontology annotation, molecular function: translation elongation factor activity; GTP binding; GTPase activity. The coding region runs from base 287 to 1675 and encodes 462 amino acids. The record is from RefSeq and is a predicted model, not a curated record. The transcript has 4 exons. Lineage: Eukaryota; Metazoa; Arthropoda; Insecta; Diptera; Culicidae. Gene Ontology annotation, biological process: translation; translational elongation.
GCUUCAUCGAAGCCCAACUUCACUAUCAUUCCAAGGUUCUCCUCAGGCCGUGCUGACGUGUGGAAAUUUUUUUCCAGAGAGUUGUGCUAGUGGAAAACAGCAGCCAUUGGUGGUGCAGGUGAAAAUUUGGAGAAAAACUCUACUUUUGUGCGUGUUCGCCGGUAGCCGGAUCGGGAAAAACCAUCUUUGGUAAAUCUUCCGAGUGAUUGUGUGGAACAGCGCCAAGCCGGACCAGAUCUCAAUUAGUGUCGUUUGUAUUUGAGUAAGCAACCGUUGCAGCAGCAGGAUGGGUAAGGAAAAGACUCAUAUUAAUAUCGUGGUCAUUGGACACGUCGAUUCCGGCAAGUCUACCACUACCGGCCAUCUGAUCUACAAGUGCGGUGGCAUCGAUAAGCGUACCAUCGAGAAGUUCGAGAAGGAAGCCCAGGAAAUGGGCAAAGGUUCGUUCAAGUAUGCCUGGGUUUUGGACAAGCUGAAGGCCGAACGCGAGCGUGGUAUCACCAUCGAUAUCGCCUUGUGGAAGUUUGAAACCGCCAAGUACUAUGUCACCAUCAUUGAUGCCCCUGGACAUCGUGAUUUCAUCAAGAACAUGAUUACCGGAACCUCGCAAGCUGAUUGCGCUGUGCUGAUUGUAGCCGCCGGUACUGGUGAGUUCGAGGCCGGAAUCUCCAAGAACGGUCAAACCCGUGAGCAUGCCCUGUUGGCUUUCACUCUCGGUGUCAAGCAGCUGAUUGUUGGUGUUAACAAGAUGGACUCCACCGAGCCCGCAUACCACGAGGCUCGUUUCGAGGAAAUCAAGAAGGAAGUAUCGUCUUACAUCAAGAAGAUCGGUUACAAUCCGGCUUCGGUGGCUUUCGUUCCGAUCUCCGGAUGGCACGGUGACAACAUGCUGGAACCGUCGGACAAGAUGCCAUGGUUCAAGGGAUGGGCCGUCGAACGCAAGGAAGGCAAGGCUGAGGGUAAGACCCUGAUCGAGGCCUUGGACAACAUCCUUCCACCGUCGCGUCCUACCGACAAACCUCUGCGUCUGCCACUGCAGGAUGUGUACAAAAUCGGCGGUAUCGGAACGGUUCCAGUCGGUCGUGUUGAAACCGGUAUCAUGAAACCAGGUAUGGUUGUCGUAUUUGCCCCAGUCAACAUCACCACUGAGGUCAAGUCGGUUGAAAUGCACCACGAGGCCCUGUCGGAGGCUCUACCCGGCGAUAACGUCGGCUUCAACGUCAAGAACGUCUCCGUUAAGGAAUUGCGUCGUGGUUACGUCGCUGGAGAUUCCAAAGCCAGCCCACCGAAGGGUGCUGCUGAUUUCACCGCUCAGGUUAUUGUCCUGAAUCACCCGGGUCAGAUUGCCAACGGGUACACUCCGGUGCUGGAUUGUCACACCGCUCACAUCGCGUGCAAAUUUGCCGAGAUCAAGGAGAAGUGUGAUCGUCGUUCCGGCAAGGUAACCGAGGAAAAUCCCAAAUCCAUCAAGUCCGGCGAUGCGGCCAUCGUCAAUCUGGUGCCAAGCAAGCCGCUGUGUGUGGAGAGUUUCCAGGAGUUCCCACCGUUGGGACGUUUUGCCGUGCGUGACAUGCGUCAAACCGUUGCAGUCGGUGUCAUUAAAUCGGUCAACUUUAAAGAGGCUACCGGUGGUAAAGUAACCAAAGCCGCCGAGAAGGCCCAGAAGAAGAAAUAACUAGAGACACCGGAACACCCGAGUACCGUAGCGGCAGCAAACAGCACUGCUAGCAGCAACAACAUCAACACUACUAUAACUACUAAUAAACCAAAACAAUUCUCAACAUUAUUAUUAUUGAAUAAUGAUGAUGGUGUGCGGAUUUUGAUUGAGUGUGCAAUCCAGUCGGUUGCCUUCAGUGGAAAUCAUCCAUUAUUAUUAAAUAAUAAUUUAAGAAGUAAUAUUAAUCAUAAACUACAAUUUAAUAAUAAUCGUAAUAAUUUAAUGAAAAACACAGAGAGAAAAAUUCAGGCCGGCUGGUGCAUAGAGGAUUUUAUUGGUAACUUUGCUUACAAAACCACAGCAUCAAAAACAGCAACAGCAACGCGAUCAUCGCCUCCAAAACCAUCCCCAACAUCCCGUUUCAAUCAACUGUACGCAUCCUCCCUCUCAUCAGUCCUGUCCUUCAAUAACGGCAGUAGUAACAACACUGAUUACUCGUCACCAUCACCAUCAUUAUCCGCCAAGAAGACUAAUUUAUUUUACCACCAUAGAAAAGCAUUUCGUAGGAAAGAGGAGAACGGUCUGCAACAACAAUUCGCCGACAUUGCCAUCAUCACCACAUUCGCUAUCGAGUAUGUUAUUCCUCUUAUCAUCAGCUACGCUCUGCUCCCCCUACUCAUUACUGCUAGAUUAGUUGGUACUAAUAAUUUUGCGACUAUUAGAUCAUGAUACGAUCGAUUAGGAAGCGUUACACCAAAGAUUUGGGAUAAUUUUACUAAGUUCAUUGUUUGACAUACUGAAAACUAUGAUUUGAAAAGACAUUUUUGGUUCUUGGUUGACCAUCUGGAGAGGAAAAACUAAUACAGAAAACAAGGAUAAGAUCUAAUAAAGAGCGAGCAACUGCAAAAGGUUUACUCAAUAAACAACGUGAUUUUAUUUGUUUCGACAAACUAUUUGUGAUAUUGAAUCUGCUGUGUUUUUGUCUGUUUGAAAAAACAAAUAUGUGUUUACCCGAAAAUCUAAUUUUCAAAAGCUGAUAACGAAAAGACAUCCUCAAGAAAACAAGAAACCUGAAAAGCAGGCGUGGCUUUAUAAACAUGAUACAUGCUGUCAGACGCGAAGCAAAUAACUUGCAUCAUCUCUUUUUACGCACGCACAUAGCAUCGUUCCACGUGGGCUCCACCUCGCCCAAAUGCUCUAACCACCGGACCAUUUUUCCACAAUGUUACCCAUGUGGUAAAGACACCAGUUAGUCCUUGCAUCCCCUACAAGGCAAACAGAUUCACGUAUAAUCCCUUCGCAUAGAACAAAAAAAAAUAAAGAUCACAAACAAAAAAUAUAUGGAUGUAGCAAGUGGCAAGCAUUAAUAAGGUAUAAAGUACCGACAUAAAAAUGAGAAAAUUUGCCAAUAAAAAUCGAGUUGAAGGCUUGAAAGAUUUCUGUGUCGAA